AUGUCAUGUAAAAUCAGUCAAUUUAGUCAUAUUACAAUUAAUUCCCGCGUGUCAACUUGUCAGAUAACUGCUCAAUGUCUCGUUAUACCGAAGAUAACAAAGGAUCUGCCUGGAGUGAUGAUCGAUGUCAAAUCACUUGCAAUUCCCAGUACAAUUAAGUUAGCCGAUCCACAAUUUUCCAAUCCAGGCCAGAUUGACAUGUUGUUGGGCGGAGAAUUCUUCCUACAAUUACUUGAUCAAGGAAAGAUUGACCUGGGGACGAAUUUGCCAAGCCUGCAGAAUACUAAAUUCGGGUGGAUCAUUUCAGGUCCAAUUCCACUGAAUGUAAAUACAAGUCGAGUGAUGAGUCUGCCGACUAUCACUGCCCUGACUUGUCUUUAUGAUCAAGGAGAAAACGUGAACGAUCAAUUAACAAGGUUCUGGGAGAUUGACGAGUGUAAGGACAGCAGUCACUCACAUCUGUCCAACGAGGAACGACAGUGCGAGAAUUUGUUUCAAGCAACCACGUCACGUGAUCAGAACGGCAGAUUCAUCGUUCGACUUCCUUUUCGCGAGAACAAGGCUCUAUUGGGAGAAUCACGAACGAUUGCCGAGAAACGUCUAAUUCAUCUCGAGCGUAAAUUGAAGGUCAACGAGCGAUUUCGCGAAUCCUAUGUCGCGUUCAUGAUCAAAUACAUUAAAUUGGGACAUAUGUCUGCCGUGUUAUCACAUUGCGAACAAACUCAUUUCAAUAUCUAUCUGCCACAUCACGGUGUGGUUCAAGAAUCUCAGGGUGAUUCAAAAUUGCGAGUCGUUUUUGACGCGUCCGCAAAAACUAGUUCAAGCGUGUCAUUAAAUGAGACUCUGAUGAUAGGCGCGACGUUACAGAUCUGUUUGACAUUGUUUUAA
This is a messenger RNA of Trachymyrmex cornetzi, 888 nucleotides long. RefSeq lists its product as uncharacterized. Lineage: Eukaryota; Metazoa; Arthropoda; Insecta; Hymenoptera; Formicidae. The record is from RefSeq and is a predicted model, not a curated record. Bases 1 to 888 code for a protein of 295 amino acids. The transcript has a single exon.